Molecule: messenger RNA, 1732 nt
Organism: Rhodofomes roseus
Lineage: Eukaryota; Fungi; Basidiomycota; Agaricomycetes; Polyporales; Fomitopsidaceae
Product: glycoside hydrolase superfamily
Exons: 10
Coding region: 221-1579 (452 amino acids)
Biological process (GO): carbohydrate metabolic process; chitin catabolic process
Cellular component (GO): extracellular region
Molecular function (GO): chitinase activity; chitin binding
Source: RefSeq, a predicted model, not a curated record
GUGGAAUGCGCACGACACGAUGCGCAUCGAAACCAUCACAUGCACACAGCCAACUACGACCGAGACAACGAAUGUAUCCCGGGGAUUGUGGGCUCCGGCCUUCGCCCCCAGCGACCGGUACGAGCCUAUCCGCCUCUGGUAGGUAUGGUCGAGGUGCCCUCGUCUUCUGGCGGACCAUGCGGACGGGCUCGGCAUUGCUACCCACACAGCUCGCUCGUAUAUGUCUUCUCCCGCAGUUCCCUCGACGUUCGCGUGGUACUGGUCGACCAGCUCUCGGAAGGCCUCGUCGAUGCAGACGAGGGCGACAACCCCCGUCGCGGCGGCGUACUAUCCGGAUUGGUCCAGUGACAGCUUCCCGCCUUCGAGUCUCGACUACUCGAAGUUCGACAUGCUGCUAUUCGCGUUCGCGACGCCGAACUCGUCGAACAAGAUCGACUGGGAUGACGGCUCGACCGACACCUUGAAGUCGCUUGUCAGUGCUGCACACGGCAGCGGCCAUGGCACCAAGGUUGUGCUCUCCAUAGGUGGGUGGAGUGGGAGCACCCACUUUUCCCAGGUCAUGAAGCCCGCCAACCGGAAGACCUUCGUGCAGGCGUGUGUUGAUGCAGUCAACACGUACAACCUCGAUGGGAUCGAUAUUGACUGGGAAUACCCCAACCAGUCCGGUGCAGGGAACCCAUACUCCUCAGCCGAUGCGGCGAACUUCCUCAGCUUCGUCACCGAUCUUCGUAGUGCCAUUGGCGCGGACAAGAUUAUCUCCGCUGCAGUCACCGACCUCCCCUGGGUCGGUUCGGAUGGCAACCCCCUCACGGACGUCUCUGCUUAUGCCAAGCAGAUGACGUACGUGAACAUCAUGAACUACGACAUCUUCGGGGCAUCAUCGACCCCAGGGCCAAAUGCUCCCCUGGGCGAUCUUUGUGGUACCUCAUCGCAGUCGCAGUACAAUGCCAAGGCGUCCGUGAAGCAGUGGACCGCGGCUAAUUUCCCUGCCAGCCAGCUCAUGCUCGGUCUUCCGCUCUACGGUUACGUCAAUAAAAGCUCGAAGAAGUCGCUCUCCGACGGCACUCUCCAGCACACGAACGGCAGCGCUCUGGAAGCCUACCGCGAAGACGUGCUCGGGUUGGCCGGAAAGAGCUACGUGGCUGGGCAGAACCUGACGAACCUCGAUGAGGUUGACGCUGGUGAUGCGCAGCUGAACGCGUUGAACGGAGCACACCCUCGUCCUGCUAUCACCCAGAAACCGGCGAACUUGACUGCCUUGGCUUCUGGUGAUCUCAGCUCGUACUAUGGGCAACAGAUCGCGUUCAGUGAUCUCAUUUCCUCUGGAGCUCUCAAGGACUCGUCGGGAACGUUCACGGCUGCUAAUGGUUAUACCUAUGAAUUGGAUAACUGCAGCGAUACGCCGUUCAUCUACGAUACCGCGCGCAAGACCGUAGUCACUUACGACGACCCGUCCUCGCUUACCGACAAGGCCACAUUCGCGAAGAACUCCGGACUUGGCGGUGCUUUCACUUGGUCCCUUGAUCAGGACUACAAGUACGUUCUGCAGGACGCCAUUCGUUCUGGUUUGGGCUUGUGAUCUCCGAGUUCGUACGCCAGCUGGCGAUAUCGUAUACCACCAUCAUUUGCCGUGCUUUCAUCUUUGGGUUUCAUCUCGUCGCUCCUUAUCGUUCCUAGCAAUGCACUAUAGAUAUAAUACCAUUAUUACAGGUCUACACCCACGCAGUUCUGC